Messenger RNA from Closterium sp. NIES-65, 1014 nucleotides. The record is from the annotation of a GenBank genome assembly. NCBI's taxonomy places the organism in Eukaryota, Viridiplantae, Streptophyta, Zygnematophyceae, Desmidiales, Closteriaceae.
AUGGGCCUUUUUGUCAUUUCCCUUGCCGUCGCCCUCAUUUCACUUCCCGUCGCCCUCAUUUCCCUUCCCGUCGCCCUCAUUUCCCUUCUCGUUGCCCUCGUUUCCCUUCUCGUCGCACUCAUUUCCCUACCCGUCGCACUUAUUUCCCUUCCCGUUGCCCUCAUUUCCUUUCCCGUCGCCCUCAUUUCCCUUCCCGUCGCCCUCAUUUCCCUUCCUGUCGCCCUCAUUUCCCUUAACCGCCCUUCCUCUCAUCCUCCCUUCAUCUCAUCAUCCCUUCAUCUCAUCCUCCCUUCCUCAAAUCUGCCCUUCCUCGUCCUCCCUUCCUCACAUCCUCCCUUCCUCUCAUCCGGCCUUCUCUCAUCCUCUCGCCCUCUCAUCCGCCCUUCCUCACGUCCUCCCUUCCUCUCGUCCUCCCUCCCCUUCUUCUGCCCUCCCUCUGAUCCGCCCUUCCUCUCAUCUGCCCAUCCUCUCAUCCACCCAUCCUCUCAUCCUCCCUUCAACUCAUCCUCCCUUCCUCUUAUCCGCCCUUCUUCUCAUCCUCCUUUCCUCUCAUCCUACCUUCAUCUCAUCCUCCUUCUCUCAUCCUCUCUCCCUCUCAUCCUCUCUCCCUCUCAUCCGCCCUUCCUCUCGUCCUCCCUUCCUCUCACCCUCCCUUCCUCUCAUCCUCCCUUCCUCUUAUCCGCCCUUCCUCUCAUCCUCCCUUCCUCUCAUCCUCCUUUCCUCUCAUCCUCCCUUCCUCUCAUCCGCCCUUCCUCUCAUCCGCCCUUCUCUCUCAUCCUCUCUCCUUCUCAUCCUCUCUCCCUCUCAUCCGCCCUUCCUCUUGUCCUCCCUUCCUCUCGUCCUCCCUCCCAUUCUUCCGCCCUCCCCCUCAUCCGCCCUUCCUCUCAUCCACCCUUCCUCUCGUCCACCCUUCCUCUCAUCCUCCCUCCCCCUCAUCCGCCCUUCCUCUCAUCCUCACUUCAUCUCAUCCUCCCUUCCUCUUAUCCGCCCUUCCUCUCAUCCUUGGUUGAGUGA